AUGUCGAAUUUCUAUGAAAUCGCCGCUCUUACCGUCCAAGCUCGGAAUCGCAUCCGCCAUCAUAUCUACGAAACGCCUCUCAUUCCAGCGCGGAAGACGGGGCAAGAUCAUGGCGCAAAAGUUCUCUUCAAGGCGGAGAACUUUCAGCUCACAGGAUCAUUCAAGCUCCGAGGCGCUAUGUCCAAGAUGUCAGCCCAUACCGAACAAGGGCCUCUCAUCACGGCAUCGUCCGGCAACCAUGGAAUCGGUGCCGCCUUAGCAUCGCAGGCCCUUUCAAAGAAGCUCACUGUUGUGCUACCAGAGACGGUGGUUCCUGCAAAGCUUGAAAAGAUUAAAUCGUACGGCGUCGAUGUGAUCUUGCACGGCGCUGAGACAGGUCUGGCUGAGCAGCACGCGCAGCAGCUGGCUGCUUCUGGAACAUACACAUACAUCUCGCCCUACAACGAUAGCGACAUUGUUUCUGGCCAGGGCACCAUUGGACUAGAGAUCCUUGAGCAGUGCGAAAAGGUAGACUGCGUCUUCAUCUCGAUGGGUGGCGGUGGAUUGAUCAGUGGCAUUGGCUCGGUCAUUAAGGCCUUCAGCCCCCAGACCGAAGUAUACGGCAUUGCUGCCAUCAACUCGAAGGCAUUGGCUGCUUCCAUGAGCGCUGGUCGAGUAGUUGAGACGGAACACCUGCCCACCCUCGCUGAAGCGGUAGCUGGGGGUAUCGACGAAGACACCAUCACUCUGCCGCUAGCCAGGUCGGUGGUCGAUCACGUUAUCGAGUGCGACGAAGAAGAUAUUAUUGCGGGCCUAAAGACUCUUGCUUUUGACGAGAACAUGAUCGUUGAAGGUUCUGCUGCUCUGGCUCUUGCGGGCUUCAAUAAGGUUGCCAAGGACAUGGCGGGGAAGACCAGUGUUGUUCUUCUGUGCGGCGGCAACUUUGAUCACGGUGUUGUAUCAAAGGUCAUCUAUGGCUCUUAA
Messenger RNA from Fusarium vanettenii 77-13-4, 963 nucleotides. RefSeq lists its product as uncharacterized. Lineage: Eukaryota; Fungi; Ascomycota; Sordariomycetes; Hypocreales; Nectriaceae. Bases 1 to 963 code for a protein of 320 amino acids. The record is from RefSeq and is a predicted model, not a curated record. The transcript has a single exon. Gene Ontology annotation, biological process: L-threonine catabolic process; L-serine catabolic process. Gene Ontology annotation, molecular function: threonine deaminase activity; pyridoxal phosphate binding; L-serine ammonia-lyase activity.